CCGGCAGCCACAGCUCCGGCCCGGCACCGGGAGCACCUUCUGGAGUAAUGCUUCGGCCCCCGCCUGCCUAUUCACAUGGCCGGCGGGUCCCGGAGGGGCACAAGGCUCCGACUUUUCACUCCCACUCCCACUCCCGCCGUUCCUAUCCUCUCUCUCUUCUCUUCUCUUCUCUCCCUCAUAUUGCUUGUCUCGACGAUUUGCAACCCAUCUCGAGACCAGAUCAUCAGCUCGAGCACCUACGUCCUCUCACCCAAUCCUCCUUUUGGUUUCCUUACAAUCAAAAAGAUCCCAAUCAUCACCAUGUCUGACAACGGCAAGAAUCCCGCUGUCACCGGCCCGAAGGGCUCACUCCCCGACGGUGGUCUCAUCAAUUCCCUCGAGGAGAUGUUGACUUACCAGAAGGCCAAGCUGGCUUCCAUGGCGGGUUCUCCCAAGGUCGACCCCAAGGCCGACACCCCCAAGUGUGAGAGUGGCUCCGAGUACUCCAAGAGCUCCUCUUUCCACGAGGGCAGCAAGGCCGGCAAGGGCAAAAAGGUCGGCAAGCGUAAGGGCGGCAAAGGCAGAGGCGGCAAGAAUACCGAUCGCCCCAAGUCCCCUCUGACGACCAAGUUGGUCGUCAAGGAUGAGUCUGCUGCUGCCGACAAAGAGCAGUCUGUCAAGACUGAGACUCCUGCCGGCUCCGAGUACCAGGUCGACGUCAAGGUCGGGACCGACGAUCGUGUCGACAGCAAGGCCAGUGUCAAGGUUGAAGCUCCUGCUGAUAUCGAGCACGAGCACAAGGUUAAGUCUGAGUCUGUCGCUGCUGUCGAGACUGACGAGAUUCCCAUCGAUGUUGGCGAGAAUGACCCCUCCAUCAAGACCGAGAUCAAAGAGGAAAAUGCCUCUGGCUCUGGCCACGGCUUUGAGUUCAAGAGCCCGUCCAGUCCCUCCAUCAAGGCUGAGAUCAAGGAGGAGAGCGCCUCUGGCUCUGAUCGCGGCAUCGAUUUCAAAAGCCCGCCUAGCCCUCCCAAGACUCCCGUCAAGGCCGAGGAUCAAGCUGCUUUGGGCCCUCAGAUCAACAAGGAGAGCUCCGGCUCUGACUAUGCCGUCACGACUCAGGAGGAGAGUCCCGUUAUCUCCGACGAGGCCAAUACCAUGAAGCUUGCGAAGUCUUCUUCGGAGAAUCUUCUCCAGAACACCAAGGGAGAGACCGCCGGCUCCAACAAUUCCGAUGUUCAGCAGGAGUGUGACGACAGCCCCCCUGUCCAAAUUCGUCAAAAGGUCCAAAUCCUGACAUACCAUCGAGACGCCGACAUGUAUGUCCGUGUCCGUAACGCCGCGUCUCUCGGUUACGGGUAUGCUCAUGUCCGCAAGGAUGCCCUGAUUUCUGCUUCGGGCGCCAUGAAGGCGAAAUUCGGCAAUGCUGCCAAUGCUAUCAUGAUGACGGAUAAAGACGAUAGUCCUUUUGGGUUGAACGUUGUGUUUUCUAUCCUUCACCACAAGUACCACGAACUUGGCAUUCGUCCGACUAUUUCUGAGCUCUAUGGCCUGGCCCAGGUAGUGGAGAAGUACGAUGUGGCACACGUUAUUGUGCCGUUUGCCGAGAAGUGGUUGAUUCAUGAUUUGAAUUUUUAUAUCAUCAUGGCCGGGGAGAAUCUCAACAACGAGCGGGUCAUGGUGAUGACUUGGAUCUUUGGUGAGGGCCGCUGGUUCUCCCGCACUCUUCCCAAGGUUGCCCGCGAGGCUACGCUUCAGGACGGCGUCCUUACGGGCGCCGAUGGUCCUUUCGCUGGAAGAAUUCCGGACCACUUGAUCGAAUGCAUGUCCAAGUAUCGGCUGUUCUGCCUUCGCAAGUUGCACAAGUGCAUCGAUGAGCCCCUGACGGCACUGAUCAACGGAUCUCGUCAAUACUGUCGCGCUGGCGAUGCCACCGCCGACAUCAAAGAAUCCUGCAACCAUCAGCACCUCGGAGGAAUGAUCUCUGGGCUGACCAUCGCCGGGUUGGUCCCCUUCCCGGAGCCGGAGCGGUACCAAGGAAGCGUUUUGGACCUCAUCCAGAAGCUGCAGUCCAUCCGCCCUGUGCGCUACAAGGUUCCGGGUAUCUCGCCCCAUAUUGACACGCACCAGAACUGCGGCAUUCGCCAUUUGCAGCUUCUCAAGGCAGUUGGGGCUGAGCCCAUUCGUUUGACCAACGAGUUGUACCAAGACUUCAAGCGCCGUGGUCAGAAGACCGGCGUGUUCUCGGAGGAGCUCUACAAUGAGCUCAAGGUUGAAGAGAUCCAUCCGGCCGUGGAUAACUUCAAGGAUGACCAGGAUCACUUUAUUCAGGAGUAUUGGGAGUUGGACUUUGAAGUAGGUCAAGAAAGAAAGAGGGGAUGGUGCGUUGUUUGCUGAUCGGCGCUGGUGGCGAAUACCUAUGGUUGGGCACCAGGCAUGUACGGAUGCUUGGGAAGUUUGAUGGGAUCUUUGGUGUUUUCGUCUAGGAUGAUUGUCACUCGGGUAUACGUCAUCUAGUUUCUGUGAAGGUACCAAAGAAACUGUGUUGUAGCUAAAUCUGAGGUCCCUACAUGUUGAAGGGAUUUCUUUUUAACCAUGCA
This is a messenger RNA of Podospora pseudocomata, 2576 nucleotides long. RefSeq lists its product as uncharacterized. The transcript has 6 exons. The record is from RefSeq and is a predicted model, not a curated record. NCBI's taxonomy places the organism in Eukaryota, Fungi, Ascomycota, Sordariomycetes, Sordariales, Podosporaceae. Bases 76 to 2373 code for a protein of 765 amino acids.